GAGGGCAGAGGAGGACCUGCGCGAGGCGGUUCCUUCGGCAGCGGAGGAGGCAAUGGCUUUGGGGGUCCGGGGGCUGCGCCUCUGGCGGGCCGCCCCUGCUGGCGGGGCUGGCUGGAGAUUGAUAGCAACAUCGCCAGCUUCGCACCUCUCACCGAGAGAACUGAUAGAAAUGCAGAAUGACCUCUUUAAUAAAGAGAAAAACAGGCAGUUAUCAUUAACUCCUCGAACUGAGAAGAUUGAAGUUAAACACGUUGGGAAAACGGACCCUGGCACUAUCUUCGUGAUGAAUAAAAACAUUUCAACUCCUUAUAGUUGUGCUAUGCAUUUAAGUGAGUGGUACUGCAGGAAGUCCAUUCUGGCUCUUGUGGACGGACAGCCUUGGGACAUGUAUAAACCUUUGACCAAAUCCUGUGAAAUUGAAUUUCUUACUUUCAAAGAUCGUGAUCCUGGAGAAGUGAAUAAGGCUUAUUGGCGUUCCUGUGCCAUGAUGAUGGGCUGUGUGAUAGAGAGGGCAUUCAAAGAUGAAUAUGUGGUCAGUUUGGUCAGAGCUCCAGAAGUUCCUGUAAUCUCUGGAGCCUUCUGCUAUGAUGUAGUUCUGGAUAAGAGACUUGAUGAGUGGAUGCCAACAAAAGAGAACCUGCGUUCCUUCACAAAAGAUGCCCGUGCUUUAAUUUAUAAAGAUCUUCCAUUUGAAACUCUGGAAGUGGAAGCAAAAGUGGCAUUGGAAAUAUUUCAGCACAACAAGUACAAAACGGAUUUCAUAGAAGAGAAGGCAUCUCAGAACCCUGAGAGGAUAGUCAAGCUGCACAGAUUUGGUGACUUCAUUGAUGUGAGUGAGGGUCCUCUUAUUCCAAGAACAAGUAUUUGUUUCCAGUAUGAAGUAUCAGCAGUUCACAAUCUUCAAGCCACGCAGUUGAGUCUUGUACGAAGAUUCCAGGGUCUGUCUUUACCGGUACACUUAAGAGCACAUUUUACUAUAUGGAAUAAGCUAUUGGAGAGAUCUCGGAAAAUGGUAACUGAAGAUCAAACUAAACCUACAGAGGAAAGUGCAUCGACCCAGUAAUUUCCUAAAAAUUAAAUAUAUAUAGUAAAUUAAAAUAAAAGUUUUCUACAAAA
Molecule: messenger RNA, 1116 nt
Organism: Prionailurus viverrinus (fishing cat)
Lineage: Eukaryota; Metazoa; Chordata; Mammalia; Carnivora; Felidae
Gene: MRPL39
Product: mitochondrial ribosomal protein L39
Exons: 10
Coding region: 53-1063 (336 amino acids)
Cellular component (GO): mitochondrion
Molecular function (GO): RNA binding; nucleotide binding
Source: RefSeq, a predicted model, not a curated record